GUGUUGGUAGAAUUUGAUUGGUGGGUUUGGUUUUAGGUUUUGUUUAUUAUUAUUAUUUUCUGAUGAAACGAUGAAACACGAAAAUCAACAAGCGUAAUGCUGUCUGCUCUGCCUUGUUCCUUGUUCCAUUCAAUUCUCAAACUUGACUUCGUAACCGUAUAUCCAAGUUGAGUUGUGGUUGGUUCGGGUUGGUUACUUGGUUUCUUGGUUAGCGUCGGCAUUUGGGAUCCCAUUGAUGUAUGGCUAAGUUAUCACUGAAAUUGUGCUGAAAGUGUGAUUUUAGUGCCAAAGUUCGUAGAUAUUUUCGUCUAAUCUGGUUUGAUUUCAACGGUUCAAGUUUCUACCUCGUCUAGAACCUAUAAGGCACCAGUUUUGAUUUUCUCACUAUGCAUCACGUGAAACUUAAGUGUGAACUCUUAACAGUGAAACAUUUAUCCCAAAGAAUAGGCUAGUUUAUUACAACCUAGGCCUAAAACUUUACUAAACUAGACAUACCGUAGUAUGUCAUCCAGAAAUAUGCAGAGUAAAACCAAUCAAUCUUGUGUGAACCAAUUUCUGAUGAAGUUUGGGGGAGUUGUGUUAUUUUUUGUACAUUCCAUAUUCAGUGUCUUGUUUCAUUUAACCAAUUAUUUGUGGUAUUGUAUACAUAGCUUGAAGAGUUUAUACUAUAGAACUAACACAUCUAGACAUAUUAGUGUUAGUCUACUCAAAGAAGAAUUAAAAUGCUAUCCAAAAGUACCAAAACAUUUAGCUGUGAUUAUAGAAGAAGAAGACAUUUCUUAUCAAGACUGUGUUAAGUUAAUAUUAUGGUGCAUUCAUUCGGGAAUACCAUACAUCAGCUUUUACAAUCACAGCAAUGGUAUCAAUCCUACUUCUCUUUAUGAAGUUUUAUGCAAGAGAAGCAAGUCUAGUCUUCAAAAUAUAAAGUGGGGGAAAUCAUUUCAUGAAAGUGUAAAAGAAAUGGCAAGGAAAGAUAUCAAUGGUUAUGUUUGGUCACCAGUUGUAGAAGUCAACAUGUUUUCAUCCAAGUCUGUCCACGACUUAAUGGAAAACGUAAUGCUGACUCUUUGUAGACAAGGAGUGAAACCAGAAGAAGUUACAGUAGACACUGUUGACGACAAGUUCAGAGAAGAACUGUUGCUGCCUGACCCUUGUCUCGGAUUGGUCUUUGGACCAACUUUGAGCACCUUUGGGUUCAUGCCUUGGCAGAUUAGGGUCACUGAGUUUUCACAUUUGUCCACACAUCACAAUUUGCAGCUUGAAGAUUUUGUGGAAAGCUUGAAAAGUUUUGCAUUUUGUCAACAGCGAUUUGGUAAAUAGUGUAAAAACAGUCAGAGGCGAUAAAAUAAUGAGGGCUCUAGUUUUAGUUUAAAUUAUAAAUAGUAUAUCAACAACAAAAAAUGGUGGGAGAUGGUUUUUUGGGUUAAGUUCACUGUAUAUUAUGUACAAUCUAACAUAUCCAAUUCAACUUAAACAAGGCGGAUUUUAUUUAGGAUAAAAACAUUGAUACUUUAUUAUUUUUUUACUGUAAAAAGAUUAUUUUAUGUAAAUUGUAACUUAUACAUUCAAUUGAAGUGUGUAUAGUAUGAUUUUAUAUUUAGAAUAUUCAUUUGUUUCAAUAGCAUAAUUUUAAAACAUGUAUGAAGUGUUGUUUUAUAUGAAUUUCAAAAAUUAAUAUCCAGAGAAACUAUAUGUAACCCGUUUGGCGAUUUUACUUGAAUACCCAAUGGGUGCAUAAAUAUUGAUAGAAACUUCCAUUAUUAUUUAUCAUAGUUUUAUUGUUGAUUUUGUUAUAUUAAUUGCUCUACUAGAUACUCAAUCCUAUGUCUGCGUACAAAUGCAAAUUUUCUUGGAAAACAAUCAAUGCCAAAGUUUACUAAUUUACAUUAUUCUACAAGUUGGUAGGCCUAAGUCAAUCUGUGGUGAAUUUGAUUUUGUCGUGUUGGUAGUGUCCUGAACCUCAACAGUCUUUUAGUGCCACACUAUUGAUAUUGAAAACCUUUUAGAUUGAUUUUUGGUUCUUUAAUGACUACUUCUAAAUUCUGAUUACUUAUAAACAUUGUAUUAAGUAUCAUCUAGUUAAGUUGUAAUGAUUCUAAUAGAUUUCCCUCAACAUUCAGAACAAAUGCUAACUAACUAAUAAUUUUGUAUACACUAAGACAAAGGAAAAAAGGUAUUUGUGUUUAGUAAACACUAAGUUGAAAGGUAUCAAAAUAUUUCUCUCUGACGAAAGAGCAAACAUAAUCCCACAAAUUAAAGUCUACAGAGAGGCAAAAACAUGUUAAAUUGUUUAGUUAUAAUUUUAAUGAAUUUGUCUUGUAAAAAAUGAGAUUGUUACUGCAACAUUGAAGGUGUCUAAAAACAAAAAUACCACUGUAUUUUCUAUGAAAUUGUACAAUAUUAAUGUAAUUAAAUUAAAUUUAUAUUUUAUUUUGUAAAUAUUUGUUAAUAUUUAUGUGUCAAAAGUGCUACAAGAUGAUGUAUCGUGGAUUGAUAAAAGUUUGUUUUGUUAAGCAAAAAUAAAUAUGAAGAGAGCACUCAGUAAUUAAAA
This is a messenger RNA of Macrosteles quadrilineatus (aster leafhopper), 2551 nucleotides long. It is a transcript of the gene Tango14, whose product is annotated as dehydrodolichyl diphosphate synthase complex subunit nus1. The coding region runs from base 502 to 1320 and encodes 272 amino acids. The transcript has 4 exons. The record is from RefSeq and is a predicted model, not a curated record. Gene Ontology annotation, molecular function: ditrans,polycis-polyprenyl diphosphate synthase [(2E,6E)-farnesyl diphosphate specific] activity. Lineage: Eukaryota; Metazoa; Arthropoda; Insecta; Hemiptera; Cicadellidae. Gene Ontology annotation, cellular component: dehydrodolichyl diphosphate synthase complex; endoplasmic reticulum membrane.